Molecule: messenger RNA, 1119 nt
Organism: Micropterus dolomieu (smallmouth bass)
Lineage: Eukaryota; Metazoa; Chordata; Actinopteri; Centrarchiformes; Centrarchidae
Gene: mat2aa
Product: methionine adenosyltransferase II, alpha a
Exons: 6
Coding region: 250-1104 (284 amino acids)
Biological process (GO): S-adenosylmethionine biosynthetic process
Cellular component (GO): cytosol; methionine adenosyltransferase complex
Molecular function (GO): ATP binding; methionine adenosyltransferase activity
Source: RefSeq, a predicted model, not a curated record
ACAUUGGCCAGCAGACAAAUGACUUGAAGAGUCGGAAGAAGUAGAGUAGCUAAAUAAAGCAGUCCGAUCUGCUCCUCACUUCACCGUGUCAAAAAGCAGUGCGGCCACGUCGCGCGUGUGUGUGAGAGCAGGAGACCGAGGUAAAGACUGUAAACCCUGCCCGGCCUCUCAACGCUACAAGCAGCAUCUUCUGGAGGCAUCUGAACAGCUAGCUAGCCUGUUAGCUAAUUGUGUCAAUUGAUUAAAAAAAUGAACGGCCAUCAGGACGGUUUCCAUAACAACUCGCACAUUGAUGAGGACUGCUUCCUCUUCACGUCUGAAUCAGUCGGAGAAGGACACCCCGAUAAGAUCUGUGACCAAAUCAGUGAUGCCGUGUUGGAUGCACAUCUCAGACAGGAUCCUGAUGCCAAAGUAGCAUGUGAGACUGUUACUAAGACAGGGAUGAUCCUGCUGGCAGGGGAGAUCACCUCCAGGGCCAACGUUGACUACCAGAAGGUUGUCAGGGACACAAUCAAACACAUAGGCUACGACGACUCCUCCAAAGGCUUUGACUAUAAGACCUGCAAUGUGCUGGUGGCUUUGGAGCAGCAAUCCCCUGACAUUGCUCAGGGUGUUCACCUGGAUCGAAAAGAGGAGGACGUGGGAGCCGGUGACCAGGGUCUGAUGUUUGGAUAUGCCACUGAUGAGACUGAGGAGUGUAUGCCCCUCACUAUCAUCCUGGCUCACAAGCUCAAUGCCAGGAUGGCUGAGUUACGCCGAAAUGGAACGCUGCCGUGGCUCCGACCAGAUUCCAAAACUCAGGUGACUGUUCAGUACAAGCAGGAUCGAGGCGCCAUGGUGCCAUUGCGUGUCCACACCGUUGUGGUCUCUGUGCAACAUGAUGAGGGUGUAAGUUUGGACGAGAUGUGCCAUUGUCUGAAAGAGCAGGUGGUCAAAGCGGUGAUUCCUGAUGGGUACCUCGACGAUGAAACCAUAUACCACCUGCAGCCCAGUGGCCGCUUUGUUAUUGGAGGACCGCAGGUGAGACAAGAACGUCACAGUCGCAUCAAGAGAAUAAAGUUUUACAAACAUUUAAGGAAUUUAGAUUGCGUCUUGAGAUCUUGAAGCUAACUUACAUUC